GUACAACCUGUGCAUCACCUGGUCCAAAAAGACCGCUCUGGUUCUGUACCUAGACGGGAAACCACUGGAGAUUGAAACAAGUGAGCUCAAUGGCAAAGAUCUAUACUCAACCGAUUUCAAACCCGGAGACACUGAUGGAGACCCCUUGCAAGGCUCAUCAUCCCCGUCCUGUUGCCAGCUGGCCCCUAACGGCUCUCUGACACUUGGGGCAUCUCAUAAUGUGGGUGAGAGGAAGUAUUCAGGUUCUGCCUGUGGGACGUCUGACAGGAAAAGUGUCCCUGUUCAGAAUGUGGAGUAGGGAGCUCAGCAAAGACGAAUUAUUAAAAUGCAUUGAGGGCAGUGUGGUCAAGUGGGACGAGAGCCAAUGGGACACUGCGACGUGCUCCGCUGUACAGGACACCAGCCUGGAGUGUCACUGGUCCAGUUAUGAAGUGAAGAUGAAGUUUUCAAUUUUCCGUUCUGAUGAUAAGAACAACACAGAGUUGUACAUAGCCAGAGAGAUCGCCCACCGCUGGUUGGAGGAAGUGCUGCCGACAUCAGUCUUUUUACCUCUAGUCUCUGUGUUCAGGGACACUUCAACAUCCAGAUCUGAUACUGAAGGCAUUGCAGAUUUGCUACCCGAAUACGACCCUUUGAUUUUCACGGAUCGAUGGGCUCCAUCUUCAGACAGGUUUCGUUCCCUGGUGCACCUGAACACUGUUCCUAAAUUGGACGUGGGACUGUUUCAGUCUGAGGUGCAAAAACUCCUCACACCAAUGUUCAGCGACAGAGACAGUGAUCUGUGGCUGCUGGCAGAUAAAACCAGCAUCCAUGUCACUGCUAUCGACUUUACAGCUGUCACCACGACUACCUCUGACCCCACUACAAUUCGGACCCCCACAGAGACCAGUCCAUCCACAACCUCUCCCAUCACUCCUUUCACCUCCAUCGCUUCUACCCCUGAAUCUUCUGACCCUACACUUGCCACUUUGCCUGUCUCGACACCCGCCAGUUCACCUGUCCCAAUACCUUCCAGUUCAUCUGUCCCUACUCCUGCAACUGCACCUGUUGCAACGCCUGCCACUUCACCUGCCCCGACACAUGCCACUUCACCUGACCAGACACCUUCCAGUUCACCUGUUCCUACCCCUGCAACUUCACCUGUUGCAACACCUGCCAAUUCACCUGUCCCUACCCCUACCAGUUCACCUGUGCCGACACCUGCCAGUUCACCUGCCACACCUGCCAGUUCACCUGUGCCGACACCUGCCAGUUCACCUGUGCCACCUGCCAAUUCACCUGUGCCGACACCUGCCAAGUUCACCUGUCCCUACCCUACCAGUUCACCUGUGCCGACACCUGCCAGUUCACACCUGUGCCGACACCUGCCAGUUCACCUGUGCCGACACCUGCCAGUUCACCUGUGCCGCCGACACCUGCCAGUUCACCUGUGCCGACACCUGCCAGUUCACCUGGGCCGACACCUGCCAGUUCACCUGUACCGACACCUGCCAGUUCACCUGUGCCGACACCUGCCAGUUCACCUGUGCCGACACCUGCCAGUUCACCUUGCCGACACCUGCCAGUCACCCUGCCGACACCUGCCAGUUCACCGGGCCGACACCUGCCAGUUCACCCGGGCCGACACCUGCCAGUUCACCUGUACCGACACCUGCCAGUUCACCUGCCGACACCUGCCAGUUCACCUGUACCGACACCUGCCAGUUCACCUGGGCCGACACCUGCCAGUUCACCUGGGCCGACACCUGCCAGUUCACCUGUACCGACACCUGCCAGUUCACCUGUACCGACACCUGCCAGUUCACCUGGGCCGACACCUGCCAGUUCACCCGCCGACACCUGCCAGUUCACCUGGGCCGACACCUGCCAGUUCACCUGGGCCGACACCUGCCAGUUCACCUGUGCCGACACCUGCCAGUUCACCUGGCCCGACACCUGCCAGUUCACCUGUACCGACACCUGCCAGUUCACCUGGACCGACACCUGCCAGUUCACCUGGGCCGACACCUGCCUCUUCAUCUGUCCCAACUCGUACCACUACAACUGGGGAAGUGACGUCAACUUUUAUCACGACUCUCACAACAAGUCUGACAAAUGCAACAGAUGCCCUCUCAACAGCAGUCAGUUCUACAGAGGUGAAAUCAACUUUAAGUACAAACGUAGCAACAACACCCAGUGUCUCCAUGCUGUAUUUUGAGGUCCAGGUCAACGUGUCCAUAACAGGAGCCAGUGACCCAGAACUGACCAUCGCAUAUUGGCUCAACUCCAGUUUGCCAGAUGACACAAUGUCAGUCCUGGACCUACAACUGCUCUCCAAAACUACAAAAAUUCACCACAGCCUUCAUGUUCGAGCACUUGUGGACAGCAUUUGGAGAAAGAGCUGUGUUUUCCAGGUGGAGGUGUCCAUGUCAGACUUGGAGCCUUUGCAAAUCGAAGAACUGAUCGAGAGUCUCUUAGAAAAACCUUUUAACAAUGACUCAGUCUCCAUCGCAGUAGUGGGCAUCAUCAUCUACCGCAUCUUUGAUUUUAAGUGCAAUGCUGAAAUUCGUCAGACCAGAGAAGGACAGUUUCAUUGGCCUGACACUCCAGGAGGGAGGAAUAAAUCACUACCAUGCCCCAAAAACCCUCUUAAAUCUGCCACACGCCACUGUAAGAUUUGUUUGCACGCUUAUUGGCUGGAUGCAGACUUAAGCAGCUGCCCUCUAGUGGUAGAAGGCAUCCCUGAUUUGGACAACAUCAUAGUUACUGCAGAAAAUGCAGCGGAUGUAUUGGACAUGAUUCAGGAUUUUCUGAUGAACCAGUCCAGUCUGAACUGUGACGAUUUGGCCACAAUCCUGAACAAAGUGGUGGACGUUAUAAUUGUGAGUGUGGUUACUCCUCCUCUGGGACAGGCUCUGCUCGACGUGAUCUCUAAUGUGCUGGAGAGUAAAAGCAACCUACAACCCUUCAUCAACACUAUCCUGAACAUCACCGAGUCUCUGGGUGACAAAAUAACUGGAUAUAAUGACUCCACCAUCUUGGCAUCUCCGUAUGUUGGCAUGUCUGUGGUGGAUGUGGACCCAGAUCACUUCAAGGCUAUGAGCUUUGGGGUUUUAUCAGGCCGAGUGGGACUAACACCUGAGAUUUUCAUAAACAGACAUCCUCAAAAUGGGACAGUGGCUUUCAUCUCGCUGCCCUCCAUCCUGCAGCAGAGCUUCCCUCAAGGCAUCGAAAAUCACACAUCACCAAGAGUUCAGUUUCAAUUCUUUGGUGUCCCGCGGCUUUUCAUGAACAAAACUCCAAACGACCUGAUCCUGAACACGUUUGUGGUGUCAGCGAGUGUGACCAACGCCAGCUCCCGGAUCACAGACCUGCAGGAGGAUGUCCUAAUUACACUGUCCCAUCUCAAACCCAACCAUGAUAACAAGGAUGUCCAAUGCGUUUACUGGAACUUUAACCUAAAUGAUGGACAGGGAGGCUGGGACCCUUCUGGCUGCCGUAAAUUCAUAAGCUCUUCUCACUACACCACCUGUCUGUGUGACCACCUCACUCACUUUGGAGUACUUCUGGACGUGUCUCGAAAACCUGUGGACCCAAAGGACGAGUACAAAUUGACCAUCAUCUCCUAUUUGGGCUGUGGAGUCUCCUCUCUGUUUCUGGGAAUCACUGUGCUCACCUACACUGCCUUUGAGAAGCUCCGUCGGGACUAUCCCUCUCAGAUCCUCAUAAACCUCUCACUUGCUCUUCUGGGCUUGAACCUGGUCUUUCUGGUCAACACCUGGUUCUCAUCAUUGGGUGUCUACGGUCUGUGCAUCUUUGUGGCAUCUGCUCUGCACUACUUCCUGCUGGCCUCCUUCACCUGGAUGGGAUUAGAGGCUGUUAAUAUGUACUUUGCAUUAGUCAAAGUUUUCAAUGUGUAUGUGCCCUCCUACAUACUCAAGUUCUGUGCACUUGGGUGGGGGAUCCCAUUGGUGGUCUGUGUGGUGGUGCUGAUCGUUGACAGAGAGGCUUAUGGCAGUCACUUGUACACAGUGACUAACCCGAGUGUGCAGCCACUGGACAACGGUGACAACUUUUGCUGGAUUCAGGACAACGUGACGUUUUAUGUGUCGGUGGUCGGAUAUGCUGCACUAGUUUUCCUCUUCAACAUUGCAGUGUUCAUUGUGGUCCUGAUCCAGAUCCGGAGGAUGCGGUACAACAGUCCGGCUGGAAUCCAUAGUGGUCUGAUGAAGGACCUGAAGGGCGUAGCCAGUCUGACUCUGCUCCUGGGACUCACCUGGACCAUUGGCUUCUUCACCUGGGGUCCAGCCCGAGUUGCCAUGCUCUUCCUGUUCUCCACACUCAACUCCCUGCAAGGGCUUUUUAUCUUCGUCUUUCACUGUCUUAUGAAGGAAAACGUCAGGAAACAGUGGAGGAUACAUCUUUGCUUUGGGCGUUUCAGGCUGGAGGACAACUCUGAGUGGAGUGCCUCUGUCUCUUACGGUCACAUGGCCAAACCAAAGCCCCCGGCACCUCAAGCCCAUGUUCCGUCAGUCCGUUCCAUCAAGUCCAGCUCCACCGAGAGCACCUCCGCCUCCUCAGACUCCAGCCAACGAGAGUCUGUUUGCAGCAACAAGAGACCACACCUGGGCCUGCUGGUGAGCAGUCUGGUCAUUCCUCGAGCGCAGUGCACCAGCAUCAGUCCAGCUCCAAGGUCCCACGGCUCCCUGAAGCCCACGCCUGGAUGGACUAAUCACUUACUCACACAAGAAAACACUUAAAUAUGCACACUCCAUCCUGACGAAUGUGCUGUACAUGGAAAA
Molecule: messenger RNA, 4781 nt
Organism: Boleophthalmus pectinirostris (great blue-spotted mudskipper)
Lineage: Eukaryota; Metazoa; Chordata; Actinopteri; Gobiiformes; Gobiidae
Product: adhesion G-protein coupled receptor G6-like
Exons: 30
Coding region: 219-4739 (1506 amino acids)
Biological process (GO): adenylate cyclase-activating G protein-coupled receptor signaling pathway; cell surface receptor signaling pathway
Cellular component (GO): membrane
Molecular function (GO): G protein-coupled receptor activity
Source: RefSeq, a predicted model, not a curated record